Molecule: messenger RNA, 549 nt
Organism: Eimeria necatrix
Lineage: Eukaryota; Apicomplexa; Conoidasida; Eucoccidiorida; Eimeriidae
Product: SF-assemblin, putative
Exons: 4
Coding region: 1-549 (182 amino acids)
Molecular function (GO): structural constituent of cytoskeleton
Source: RefSeq, a predicted model, not a curated record
AUGUUCGAGAGCCAGCUGCUGCAGGUGCAGGAGAAGCUGUCGCAGGUGUUUGUGGACAAGUUCGAGCAGCUGCAGUGCGGAGUGGAUGCUUUAAAUGAAAGAAUAUCUUUAGUUGAAAAAGAAUUUUUAAUUGAAAGAGACAAACAAAACAGAGACUCCGAAGACAAACACUCCCAGAUCAACGCAGACCUUGCUGCGCUCCAGCACGCGUUUGAGACGGACAAGAGCAGCAGACAGGAACGCGAGCUGCAGCUAGCCAAAAGGCUCGGCGACUUGGAGUACAGAACUGAAGGCAAAUUCGAGGCGGAGAAAAACGCCCGCGAGCAGAAAAUAGAGCAGCUGAGAGAAGAACUCGAGGAAGCAAAAAGGAUUCGAGAAAGAGGAGAAGAAAAGUUCCAAACUUUUAUUUUGGAGGAGGUGGCGGCCCUCAAGAAUGGACUCAUCUUGGAGUCCCAGGCUCGUGAAGGCGCAGACGACGAUAUUGUGCAAGCAGUAAACCACUACACAACGGCGCUGCAGGACGCACUGCGGCUGGUUUCCACGGCAUAG